This is a messenger RNA of Puma concolor (puma), 1125 nucleotides long. It is a transcript of the gene FBXL8, whose product is annotated as F-box and leucine rich repeat protein 8. The record is from RefSeq and is a predicted model, not a curated record. Gene Ontology annotation, biological process: positive regulation of protein ubiquitination. NCBI's taxonomy places the organism in Eukaryota, Metazoa, Chordata, Mammalia, Carnivora, Felidae. Gene Ontology annotation, molecular function: protein binding.
AUGACAGAGCCUGGAGAGCAACUGCCAGAGGAGGUGCUGGCGCUUAUCUUUCGCCACCUGCCCCUGCGGGACCGUGCCACUGCCUCCAGGGUCUGCAGAGCCUGGGCUGCUGCUGCUACCUGCAGCGCGGUGUGGCACGACACGAUCAUCAGUUACGACUGUGAGCGAGAAGGUACGCUGCUACCAUAUCUGUCCGCCUGCCUGGACCACGUUCACAAUCUACGGCUGGAAUUUGAGCCGUCGAGGGAGCCGAGCCGCAGGGCGGCCACUGAGUUGCUGACGGCACUGGCGGGUCGUACCCCAGGGCUUCGAAGCCUGCUCCUGAAUUGCCACGGAGAAAAGCCCCUCUUCGACGCAGGCCGCGACAUCCUGGACGCCGUGCACGCCAUCUGUCGGGCCUCCUGCGCGCUGCGUCACCUCGACCUUCGGCGCUUGCCUUUCACACUGGACGACGCACUGGUGCUGCAGGCGUCACGCGGCUGUCCCGAGCUCCGAAGCCUUUUCCUAAACAACUGUACGCUGGUGGGCAGCGUGAGUCCAGACUCCGUGCUAGAGCUACUGAAGGCCUGCCCGCGUCUGCGCGCCCUUGGGCUGCACCUGGCCAGCCUGUCGGGCACCGCCCUCCAGGUGUUAGCGGCGCCAGACCGCGCGCCUUUCGCUCACUUGGCCCUACGGUGCGCGUGCCCCGAGGACGUACGCGCGCCCCCCUUGCCCGAGGAAGACUGGGCCGCAGUGCGCCGCCGCCACCCAAGCCUGGUCGUGGAGCUGGAGCUGGAGCCAGCGCUGCCUGACGAGAGCGUGACGCGGGUCCUGCAGCCUGCCGUGCCAGUGGCUGCGCUGCGCCUCAGUCUCUCUGGGGACACCGUAGGUCCGGUGCGCUUUGCUGCGCGCCAUUAUGCCUCAACCUUGCGCGCGCUCGAGGUGCGCGCCGCUGCCUCAGCGGAGUUGGACGCCGCGCUGGAGUUGCUGGCUGUGCGCUGUACGGACCUGCGCGAAGUACACUGCUUCUGCGUCGUGCGACCCUCCGUGCUGCACGCCUUCCGCGCGCACUGUCCGCGCCUGCGCAGCUACACACUCAAACUAACCCGGGAGCCACAUCCCUGGCUGCCCACUCUUGUGGCGUGA